AUGUUUCAAACUGCACUCCGUCGAGGAAAGAAAGCUGCUGCCACAGCUACAGUCGCACCUUCUAUAGUAGCUCCGACUAGUAGCAUUCCACCUUUGACCAAGGCAGCAGCAAGUACAGUUCCUACACCACCGGACCCAGCAACUUACGGCUUGUCUGGUUUUCCCCCUGCACAGCCUGGUCACUAUGUUUCCUUGCCUGCUGAUUUUUCUAACAGCUCUGCGCUCUCCUGGUUUGCGUCCCUUUUUUCUGGACUAGGUGAUGGCAGCACUCCUGCGUUCCCUGCUGGAAGUGGCUGCUCAAUGCCCAUGCCGUCAAACCCUGCUCCCACAAUGACGCCUGCAGAGAUGAAAGCACGAGUAGAAGCUUUUGAAAUGCUCACAAAAACUUCUCCAUUUCUCAUGCAGUACCAAUCCAAUAUGCCUUUGGUCAAUCCAUUCGAUCCACAAGCACCAUUACCUGCGCCCGGUACUAAUCCGAAUCCAAUGUCGUUAGCUGACGUUCCCAUCCCCAGUUUUCAAGAGAUGCUUACUGGUCCUGAUGCCAAACAGAAUGCACAACAGUUAAGUGAAUACAUGCGCAAACGAUUUGCUGCUCAAACGGCGAUGUAUGAGAAUCUUCCGCAAAGGUUUGAUGCCGCAGUCACCGCAGAUAAUCUAUCUAUUCCCCGCGCUGCAAGCUUACCUGCUCAGUCUAUAUCAGCGCCAAGCACACCAGCCACAGGUGCUGGAUCGGAA
Strongylus vulgaris is the source of this 735-nucleotide messenger RNA. Lineage: Eukaryota; Metazoa; Nematoda; Chromadorea; Rhabditida; Strongylidae. The record is from the annotation of a GenBank genome assembly.